Molecule: messenger RNA, 606 nt
Organism: Amaranthus tricolor (Joseph's coat)
Lineage: Eukaryota; Viridiplantae; Streptophyta; Magnoliopsida; Caryophyllales; Amaranthaceae
Product: agamous-like MADS-box protein AGL62
Exons: 1
Coding region: 1-606 (201 amino acids)
Biological process (GO): regulation of transcription by RNA polymerase II
Molecular function (GO): DNA-binding transcription factor activity, RNA polymerase II-specific; protein dimerization activity; RNA polymerase II cis-regulatory region sequence-specific DNA binding
Source: RefSeq, a predicted model, not a curated record
AUGGUUUGUAUGGAAAAGGAGAGUAGUCGUUCAGUUACCUUCACAAAACGUCGUUUCAGCCUCUUUAAGAAAGCCAGUGAACUUACUACCCAUGAUGGUGCAGAGUUAGCGAUCAUUGUUUUUUCACCAGGACGGAAAGCCUUUUCUUUCGGCUAUCCUUCUGUUUGUUCUGUCCUCGACCAUUAUCAAAAUGAUACCAGUUUCUUCAACUAUCUCAUUGACUACCAAAUUGGCCAAGCCUCUGAGCGGAUUCAGGAUGAGGAAGGAGGUAACAUCAAAGAGUUGCUCCACAACCUUAUCAUCCUCGAAACUCAAUAUGAAACUGAGAAGAAGCGCUCUGAGAAAAUCAACAAUAGAAAACAGACACACGAAGAAAUGCGCAAAUGGAUGGCUAUGGUGGAGAACACUAAGAUUUUGGGAGAGCUUCAUAAAAUUCAAGAAGCACUCACCCAUCUUAACACCAUUCUGCAUCAACUCUACCAUGUGAUAGAGUUGAAUGCUAACAAUGGAGAUGUUGCUGGCUACCGUUACCCACCCAAUUUACUGGAGAAUCAAAAAUCUUUUCCCUAUAAUAAUUUUGGGGAUCAGCUUCAAAUUAAACUAUAG